GAGGAUGACCAAGUCUCACAAAGAAACAGACUCUCCUCAGAAACAAACUCAUUCUCCAUCUCCAGAGUACUCAGAAGAGGAUCAAUGGGUGCUCUAGACUCUCUAUCAGACUAUUUCAGUAUGAGCUCCAAACCCAAAAAGAAACGAAAGCCAAUGCAGACAGUUGAUAUCAAGGUGAAAAUGGACUGUGAUGGCUGUGAAAGGAGAGUUAAAAGUGCAGUCUCUAACAUGAAAGGUGCUAAGCAAGUCGAGGUGAACAGGAAGCAAAGCCGGGUGACUGUGACAGGUUAUGUGGAGCCAAACAAGGUUUUAAAGAAGGUGAAGAGCACCGGAAAGAAAGCUGAGAUUUGGCCCUACGUUCCUUAUAAUCUCGUUGCUUAUCCUUACGUUGCCGGAGCUUAUGACAAGAAGGCACCGUCUGGUUACGUCAGGAACGUAGCUCAGGCAGUUUCGAGUGCGCCGGAUGAUCAGUACACCUCUAUGUUCAGCGAUGAGAAUCCUCAUGCUUGCGCCAUCAUGUAGAUCAUAAUUCUAGCUAAUUAUUAGGGAGUGACCGAUGACUAGGACUUGUGUGAUACUGUAUGCGGCCUAAUUUAGCUAGUUCGAUCUUAAUGCUACUACUACUACUACUACAAGUUACUAUCUGCUUUGAGUUUGUAUUUUCUACCAAGUAAUUACAAUAAUCGAUAACUCGAUGUUUUAAUUUUGUGCUU
Argentina anserina (silverweed cinquefoil) is the source of this 713-nucleotide messenger RNA. RefSeq names its product heavy metal-associated isoprenylated plant protein 20. The transcript is spliced from 3 exons. The coding region runs from base 85 to 522 and encodes 145 amino acids. Gene Ontology annotation, molecular function: metal ion binding. NCBI's taxonomy places the organism in Eukaryota, Viridiplantae, Streptophyta, Magnoliopsida, Rosales, Rosaceae. The record is from RefSeq and is a predicted model, not a curated record.